AUGUGCACGUUGGAGAAAAGAGGACCACUCUUCGUUCUAACCCUGACCAGCGAAGACGAUGAACAACACCGGCUCAACCCCACACUCCUCUCCUCCCUCCUCGCCGCCCUCUCCCAAGUCAAGUCCCAAGCCACCGCUGCCACCGCCCUCGUCACCACUGCGCAGGGCAGAUUCUUCUGCAACGGCUUCGACUUCAGCUGGGCGCGUGCCGCCGCUGACCCCCACGUUGCCCGCCUCCGCCUCCGCUGCAUGUCCGAUUCCCUCCGCCCCGUCAUCGCCGUGCUCCUUUCCCUCCCCAUUCCCACUGUCGCCGCCGUCACUGGCCACGCCGCCGCCGCAGGCGCCGUUCUCGCUCUCGCGCACGACUACGUCCUCAUGCGCGGCGACCGCGGCGUCCUCUACAUGCCGGAGUUGGACCUCGGCAUCACGCUCCCCGACUACUUCGCAGCCAUCAUGAGGGCGAAGGUCGCGGCGGCGCGUGACCUAGUGCUCGCGGGUAGAAAGGUGAGGGCAGAGGAGGCGGUGGAGAUGGGGAUUGUGCGGUCGGCGCACGAUAGCGCGGAGAGUACCGCGGAGGCUGCGAUGCGCCUGGGGGAGGAGUUGGCACGAAAGGAGUGGGUUGGGGAGGCUUACGCCGAAAUCAGGAGGAGUUUGUACCCUGAAGUGUGUGAUGUUUUGGGUUUAGCACCUAAAUCCUUUGUUUCCAAGAUUUGA
Molecule: messenger RNA, 714 nt
Organism: Sphenostylis stenocarpa
Lineage: Eukaryota; Viridiplantae; Streptophyta; Magnoliopsida; Fabales; Fabaceae
Source: the annotation of a GenBank genome assembly